AGAGAAGGAUGGAGGGAGUGUGAAAGAGAAAGAUGGAGAGGCAAACAGGCUUUGAAUACAAAUGAGCUGACACACAUAACGCAUGCCCUCCCUUCCUUCCCUUUUUUCCGUGCUCUCCAUCACUGCCUCCCUCACACACUCUUCCUCCUUCACACUCACAAUCGGGCUCCCUCUGUCUCUGCAUCUUCUCAUCUGGAGCGUCGCAGCACAGGAGGUGAUUUCAGCCACUUGAUUUAUUAGCCAGAGCUGGUUGUUGGAACAAGCUAAUUAAAAGGACGCCUUUGUAUGUGUGUGUGUGUCUGUACACGAUCUGAAAACGCCACUCCUGCUGUCUCCUUGACUGCUCUGUCGUGCUUCACUGUGGACCAGCAGGGUGAGCACAGGGAGAAGGAGGAGGAAGAUAAACAAAGACUGGAUAUUUCCACAUCUCCUUACCCUAAUCAAAGCUGACAUGGCCAGCACUUAGGAGUCGUAACACAGCAGACGUUCCUAAAGGUAUUUAAGGAUAAGGACUUGGGAAGAUGGGUUGGUUCAGAGAAAAAAACAAAGGGAUGGCAGCUGAGCAGAAACCAGGUGUGAAGAGCAGCAGCACAAUCCUCCCGUGCUUCCUGUUUGUUGAGCUGGUGAUCAUGGCUGGGACGGUGCUGCUGGCUUACUACUUCGAGUACACUGACACCUUCCCCGUGCACAUCCAGGGCUUCUUCUGCUACGACAAGUCCUUCUCCAAGCCCUACCCCGGUCCGGACGAACGGAGCAAGAUCCCUCCUGUGCUCAUCUACUCGCUGGUCACAGCCAUCCCAACAUUCACAAUUCUCGUUGGAGAGCUGUGUGCUUUCUUCACCAAGGCAGAGGAAACCCAGGAGAAGACCAUCGUCACCGCAGACUGCUGCUACUUCUACCCCCUGCUGAGACGCAUAGUCCGCUUCCUGGGUGUCUAUGCUUUCGGCUUUUUCACCACCACCAUUUUCUCUAAUGCUGGCCAAGUGGUGACAGGAAACCAGACGCCUCACUUCCUGUCCGCCUGCAGACCAAACUACACAGCGCUGGGCUGCCAGUCGCCCAUGCAGUACAUCACAGAGCGGCGGGCCUGCACGGGCAACCCGCUAGUUGUCAUGUCUGCGCGUAAAUCCUUUCCGUGUAAGGACGCGGCGCUCAGUGUGUACUCUGCCCUGUACACAGUGAUGUAUGUGACACUAGUGUUCAGGACCAAAGGUACACGCCUCACAAAGCCCACCAUAAGCCUGACCCUGCUCUGCCUAGCCAUGCUGGUGGGUGUUGUGAGAGUCGCUGAAUAUCGCAACCACUGGUCUGACGUCCUCGCAGGGUUCUUCACGGGGGGAGCCAUAGCUGUGUUCCUGGUCACUUGUGUAAUUAACAACUUCAGGCAGCUGCAGCCCUGUACCCCCCCACUGCUGGCGCAGCACCCCGAGUCAGUCCUGGGGGUGCCGAUGGUAACGCUGCCCUGUGUGGAGAGUCCGCUCGAUAACUUAAAUGGCUCUCAGCAUCCUGCACUUGCCCUCUCAGCCUCCUCCCAGCCGUACAAUGCCUACCAACCAUUCUAGCCUCUUCUGACCUCUCCUCAUUUGUCAUCUGUUUGCCUUUUUCUGUUUUAACUCCUGCUCCUUCUCACCUCGCGCAUCGCUCUUGAUUUAUUCUUUUUCUUCACUCCUCUCUCUCUUCUCGCCUUUUCCACUGGCCCCCGUCCUCUCUCUUUCUCACUCCGCUCUGUCCCCUGCAGACCGCUCGGAGAUCACCUUUCACCGAGAUCACAUGACCAGCAGCCCUAUCGGUUCCCCGCCAACCCCGAUGUCCUCACACCGUCUCGCUCCAUUUCCAGCGAAGCCUAGACCAGCCAGAGCAGCACUCGCCGCGCUGCGCCGCCCUGCACGCCGGACGGCGCACAACGCUGCAUCGCUCCUACUCCACCCAGGUCUAGAGCACACGGACAUCACCCUGCUGCCCUCUCAAUCCCCGGGGAACCGAUAGGCAAACUCUUUGAGACUUGUAUCUUCACUGGACAGCCGGUGAACCCUUUUCUUUUGUUAUGAACUCAAACCACACAUGAAGCCCACUUUGAUCUUCUGUGGAGAACUCUGCAAGAAAAAAAAACUGAUCUCCUCCUCUGCUUCUUUGUACGGAUGGGCUUACCCCCGUUUGAAGGGGCAGAUCCUGACAGCUCAAAGGAACGCCGCUUCCAGGUGGGCUGCCCAAAGACGGCGACGCUGGACCAAAGAAAUCCACAGCAAGAGGAGCACACUGCUGAAGCCAAGCACCCCUACGCUCUCACCCUCCUUAUCUUAUCCCAUGCACAAACAGACACCUGCAGUCUGAGCAGCAGUGCACUCGUCAGCCCUGCGUGAGCCUCACCCAGAUCAAAGAACCCAUAUAUCUCUCUGCAAAAGGCGACGCACAGAAGCAAACUAGACGAAAGCGCAGAACUCUUCAACCAGCUAUCUCUGUUUUUUGUUGUUUUUUCAUCAUCAUUUGGUUGCAACUUAGCCAAAUUCCUGCGUGAAACUGCAGGAGCAGAUAAAGUGGCAGACAGGCAGGAGCUCACGCUGAACACGUGUUUGUGUUCAGUCAAAGCACUGUCAUGCAAAAACGGUUGCCAGCUGUUUUUUUCCUUCGCUUCCCUUCAGAAUGUGAUUCCCUCGUGGUUCAGCAUAAGUUUCUCCACAUGUACUGUAUAUACGUUGCAGCUCGCCAUCGGGUGCCCCGUGUGGCACCACAGUUGAGCUGAUUUUGAUUUGCACACUCCCUUUAAUCCGGGUUCCUUUUUUUUUGACCGACAUCCUUCAGCGUCAGAUGAAUCUCUGGUUUCUGGCCGUGCUGCCGCCACUGUGCUGUGAAAUAUUUCCCUCUGCUGGACACAACACACACAUGCACGGACAGAAAGCGUGCACACACACACAAUAAACACAUUUUUUUGUGAAGCACA
Molecule: messenger RNA, 2938 nt
Organism: Oryzias latipes (Japanese medaka)
Lineage: Eukaryota; Metazoa; Chordata; Actinopteri; Beloniformes; Adrianichthyidae
Gene: plppr2a
Product: phospholipid phosphatase related 2a
Biological process (GO): phospholipid dephosphorylation; signal transduction; phospholipid metabolic process
Cellular component (GO): plasma membrane
Molecular function (GO): phosphatidate phosphatase activity
Source: RefSeq, a predicted model, not a curated record